This is a messenger RNA of Acanthopagrus latus (yellowfin seabream), 787 nucleotides long. RefSeq names its product C-C motif chemokine 3-like. Gene Ontology annotation, cellular component: extracellular region. Gene Ontology annotation, biological process: cellular response to tumor necrosis factor; monocyte chemotaxis; cellular response to interleukin-1. Gene Ontology annotation, molecular function: CCR chemokine receptor binding; chemokine activity. The transcript is spliced from 3 exons. Bases 267 to 545 code for a protein of 92 amino acids. NCBI's taxonomy places the organism in Eukaryota, Metazoa, Chordata, Actinopteri, Spariformes, Sparidae. The record is from RefSeq and is a predicted model, not a curated record.
AAUUAGUUCUUAGCUUGAUCAAAUAAAUGAUAUGCUAUAUGCUAUCUAUCACAUCAAAAAAGAAAAAAUAUAUAUAUAAAUAAUAAUAAUUACAGCACACAGCAGCUUCUGAAGUGCUGACUGGUGCUGAGGUGUCCCUCAACUUCCUGUCACCCAAAAUUAUCUAUGUGAAUAUGAGACUAUGUACCAAGACACACAGUGAUCGCAUCAGAUAACUUUAGACAGCAGAGACAGGAGAACAUCAUUAAGCCUACAGUGAAGACAGCAUGAAGUGCUUUACACUGGGAAUCCUGCUGCUGCUCACUGUUUACUGCACUGCCAUGCCUCAUGGAGUGAAUGAAAUAGCACCUGCGACAUGCUGCUUUAAAUUCUUUACUGGCAAGAUACCACAGUCACAAAUUAUCUCCACCGUCAAGACUCACAGCAGAUGUCAUGAGAAGGGAUUUGUGGUCAGCACUGCCAGGGGGAAGGAGAUCUGUGUGAGCCAGAACCUGGACUGGGCACGGAAAGCUUUUGAGCAACAGGAAAUCAUCAAGGAUGAUUGAUAGUCCUCUGUAUGAAUCAUCAAAACUCUCCAGCUACUGCGCCUCCCGCCAUGACAAGCCUAUGUUAGAUCAGUUUUUAGUUGAUAGCAUCAUUUUAUAAUAAAAGCAGGUUUGCAUUGUUUACUUUUACGUAGAGACCCAUAACAUCCCUUAAAGCUUUGCUGUUCAAUUCUUAAUUUCCAUUUAACAUAAUGUAUGCAUUCAUGAAAUUAAAAUGAAAAAUAAACAUAAACAUGAAUAAA